UGUGACCACUUCGGUGGUCGCGCAGUGAGCGCGUGCCAUUUCGCUGUGUAACGUCCGCGGGUGUAAAUUGCGUUACUAGUAGAAGAUCUGGGGAGUCUGCUUACUCAUUGUUUUUCUAUCUUGGGCAACUUAGUGGCGGUCAAAAUGGCACUUUUGUCUGGUCUUCUCCGCUGGCAUGAAAAUGCGGAAAAACGUCGCCGAGAAAAGAGCGGCUUCGUUCGCUUCCCUGGACUGCUUUUAAGACUAGAAACACCAGUAUCAGGAGGAUUAACAUUUUAUUUCAAUUCGACUGAACAGCUUGCUUAUCCCAAACCACCUGUCAAACUUAUUUUGUAACUACUUGUUUUCCAAUAAAUGAAAAGUAGGUCACGUGAUCUCCAUCUAUCAAUCGCUUCUCCUCCUCCUCCUCUUCCUCCUCCUCCUCCUCCUCCUCCUCCUCCAAAAGAAGCAACUGCGUGCCGUCCUCUUGCUACGGUAGGACUGCUCUCGUCGGGCUCGGUACUUUUUUCGACGCCGUCUUUGCUCGAGAUUUAUGUUGCUGCGAGGCACGUGCCGCACCGAAAUGACACGAGUACUUAAAUCUGAUCAUUAUACCGUAUAAUAUAGAUAUUUUGAUGUGGACUUUUUACAUCUAAUCACACAUAUUGUUUGUAGCGUUGGCGCCAUCUUCACUGUGAUAAACUAUUAAGUUUCCUACUUUUUCCUGAACCUACCUCCCUGAUGUCGAUUGUAAUGUUGAUGUCAUGUAUUCAAUCUUCUCAAAUUAGAUAUUCCAUGGAAGCGCGAACCACCAAACAAUCUUCAUGCUGAUGGGCUGACCGACAUUGAUAUUGAGGAAGACGAAGACACUCGCAAGGCUUCGAGUUUUGUCGUUCUUUCGACGGGGGUUGUGGAGCAGGUCAGCAAGGAGGUAUGCGAUAUAUAGAGAUAAAAUGAACAUGUGAAAAGAGAACCACAACCAGACAACUUCUUCGUUCUCCCGCAAGUACAAGUGUGGGUUUCGAAAUUAUUGUCUCGAAGAAGAUGAAGGCUCAGAAAGUUCUACAACUCCAUUUUUUAUGACCACUAUCUUUAUCUACUUCGAAGACUAUUAUGGGAUGAUCUUUUCAAGAACGACUACUAGUUUCCUUGAAAGUAAUGUCACUUCUUGUCUUUCAUUCUUCAGGCUGCGGCGGCUGAAAAGACAGUUUUAGUGAGCCGAGAACAACUGGGGAAACUACAAGAAGAACAGCGAGAGCAUCUGGAGAAAUGGUUCCAAGAGCUGAAAAAGCAUUCAGAUGAGGCAGACAAUGGACCUGAACGCCAAGGAGACGACCCGGACGCGGCGAGCGCAAGCGGCGAGGUGCCUCAUUUAUAAAGUUAGGAGAACCACUACCCCUUAUGAUAUAUUAUAAGUUUGAGUUUGACAAUGUUUCACAUGUUUGUUAAGUAGUACUUUUUGCCAUUGUCUUUCGUUCAUCUUCAGGCUGCUGAAGGAAUGCAACACACUUCCGGUUUGUCGCCAGGAGGCAUUGAAGAGCAGAUGCAGAAGCUGCAAGAAGCCGUUCAUGGGAUGGCGAGACUGCUACAUGCAGGCGGAAACUUGCAUGCAGUUGCAGGCCUUGAUGCGGUCCUAAGAAGACUAGAGGUAUCUUAUAAAGUCAGGAGAACCAUUCCGCCUUGUGAUAUUUUUCACAAACUACCCAGAUUAGUUGGAAGAUAUGCACACUUCGCAUCUUCAUUUGACCGCCUGCUUGUAAUAGCUUUGUUGUAAGGCACAACGAGUAAGUAGUAUGUGACAGUCGUUUCCUCGUAGAGAGUAUUCAAAACCGGCUGACACGAGAGAACAAAUUGAGCCAAUCCUCAUGCAAACCGCAUUCCACUGAAACGGAUGGACGAUUGUCCAGAUUUCAUCCAUCUAUCUCUUCCCAGCGAACGUUUAGGUUUUGGUUUAAGAAUCUAGGAUUCAGAGAAUAAGAGAUAAGAUUGAGCUAGAGCUCAUUUCAAACGCAAGUGCGUUGAUUAGUAUUAGCUAAGUGUUCACGCCGGAGGAGGGUAACACUGAGAGACUGAAGUCGAGAGACUAGACAUCUGUUAGCAUAGAGCUAGAGCUCUAAGAAUCUAUUCAGUUCUACCGAAGGACAUCAAGGACAAUUUCAACUGGGGUCUUGUAGACGAAAUGAAUUACCGGGGUAUCAAAUCACUAGACAUUACAGCAUUAUAAUUAUAUAAAAUAAAUAAAUAUAUAUAUGUAUAGAUAUAUAUAUUGUAAAUACCAAAACCUUGAGUCAUGAGUAGUUGAGAUAUCAGGUGACGAAACACUGGGUUGUAAACUAGAACGAUUUUCCACUAACUAACUCCUCCGGCUAUAUAAGUAAAAGUAACAAAGUUAUGUCUCUACCUACGAAGGCUCGAGCCUUAUUGCACUGAAGCAUGUACAAGAUUUUGCGAACUAUACGAGAAUCGCUCUUCACAGUUUCCGAACGGACGGAUAACCUUGUUUCUCUCUGUCGUCGAUUUCGGCUUCUGCUUAAUGAUAUCUCAAAAACGGUUUAUCACACGGCUACGACAUUGAAGGAGCAUAUCAGAGCACAUCGCAGCCACUCACGCGAUAUUCAGCACGAAUUACAUCAACUAAGGCAGGAGAUCCAACUACUCCGCCAUCAACUUACACCACCUGAAGUAGUGUUGGAAAUCCCAGACAUCCAACAUCUUCUGAAUCGACGCGAAGUAGAUCUUGAAGCAGGAUUGUGGCAGGACGAUGCAUCUCCUCCUGGAAACCUAUCACCUUGAAGACUAAGACUGAAGAAAAGCAUCCAUGUAUCGACUACUACGCACGGUACAGCAACAAAUAGUGGAGGUUCUUCAAACUCUACAAAGCAUUGCGGCUUCCAUCACGACGAUUUUUCAGCGGUCCGAAACAUCUCACGAAAUUAUCACCAGUGUCUCACGUACUACGGAUCACAUGGUCCAUCGAUUGGACGAAAUACAUCUUCACCUUCAGGAAUUUACUAGAAGACAAGGAGCAGUAGUAUCUUCACUCCAGACAGAAGUAACUUCACUUCGUGAGGAAAUUCGUUUGCUACGGAGUCAGUUAACACCACCCGAAACGUUUUUGGAGGACCCACAACUUGAGUUGCUUGAUCGCAGGCCGACAAUUGAUUUGGAGCUUGGUAUCACACAAGCGGAAGCACUGUUUUACGACAUUCAGACGUUCCACUACGAACCGACUUCGCCUGCUGAGUCAGCAUACACAGCUGGCUCCUAGACAUCGAGUACGUGUGAAGAAAGUGGAAGUAGAGCAUCGAUAGCGAAGCGGAGAUACAGUCUCCCUAUGGCUGAGGUACAUACCGAUGGGAACCGCUCACGCUAAAUUACGAUCGACGUCCGAAUCUCUAGGAGCUCUAGUUCAACGAGUGCCAGAGCUGAGUAGGGGCGAGUACGUACCAGGUCGAGACGUUAUUUUGUCAAUAUCCGCGCCACGUGCAGUUGUGAACCAGAUUCUUCGCGUUGUGAUACUAAACGAGCACUACGCCUUUUCGCAGACUGAAGGAACGACCUUUCAUCGCCUUCCGACAGACAUCGUCACUUUUCACAAUUUGUCAGACAACCUUCUAGUACGUCACUACGAGCAUUUGCGCAUCCUGGAUUACCUUGAUCAACAUAAUUUUGGACUUUCACUGGUAACAGUAGUGUCUCAGGACUACCAGCAGACACAUCAGAUUAUCACUUCAUCAGCUUGGACUGUUAUUUCCAGUGAGGUCUACGACGACGCCUCAAACGGAAACUUCUCUUGUCCUCACUGUGGUUGUAACACGUUUCGCGUUUCAACGGUCGCGGUAGCUGAAAGCCAUCAUCGAUAACUACGGAUUCAGUAGUUCCCGAGAAGAUAUAGCAGUAUAACAACGACUAGUCUGAAACCAAAAUGAAUAGGGAUAAUCCAUAUCACCAACAAUUGUCCCCCGGCACUAUGAACUAUCACAACCUAAUACCAGGAGUACCACUUCCACCACCACCAAUGGGGAAAGGUGGAAAGGGGCAGAAUCCACAAACGAUGCCACCGAACAGACUGCCCUCACAGCAGAUGGGGGAUCCUCUUGCAGCUACACCUGCUACACAGAAUGCAAGAAGAGUAGACAUGUUUACGCCUGUAGCUCCUUCCUCGAUGGAUCGUCGUACCCUGCAUCAACCGACAUCUAUUCCGCCUCUACAACAAGCAGGAGAUGAUGGACCACCACCGCACUGGAUAUGGAAGACUGGUGAUUACUACUUCCAUCAAAACCAAAAUCCCGAUGGAGCGUCGGGAGUACUGCUCAGGUCCAUCUACUUGAAAAAGAUAGGCGUCACACGAAUCUUCGCGGUCGAAACUCUUAUUGACCAGCAGGAUUUCGCGUUGCACUACGAACAACGCACAAACGAACUCGACCCUACAGUGAGGCUAUGCAUCUAUUUCCAACUUCAAACAUUUGAAAUCUCACACCACGAGUCGAAUUAUGCCCAGAAGUACAGGGAACCGAGAGGAAUUGGAGUGGAAGCAAAGGAUUUGGUUGCUGAACUUGAUCACUUUGAACUAGAUCGUCUAGAAGUCUUUGGGGAUCGUCGCACCAGCCAGAUGAGCACUUCUCCUGGGGUUCACUUGCCUCAAGUACUUUUAGGAGGUGCGCCAGACCCUAGACUUUCUACUUCAUCUACCACAUCGGGACAACAAGUUGUGACGACAACCAAAGUGCAAGAUGAAGCAGCGCUAGCGAAGAAGGUCGACUUGUUCAAAAAGGAGAUGAACGGGAGUAUUGACCUCUCUGAUCCUGCCCAGUACGACAAGAUGAUCUCCAAACUGCUCAACAGAUUUGCGGACGCAAAAAUCGAAACGUAUGGCGAAAAACUCAGAGCAUUAAAAGCGGUCGCAGUCGGGGCAACGGAGACGCAAAUGCGUCAAUAUACCUUACAAAAUCCCGAGAUCAGGAGCCUCAGUUUGGAUGAGAACAAAGCCAAACAACUGUGGACCAAUCUAGUAGAACGUGUACUACCAUCCGCGUUUGGAGUAACAACUACUGGGAGAUUUGAAGAUCCCUUAGGCCAAUACCGUCUUCUGCGUUGUAGUAGUGUUGAGGAGUUUGAAACCUUCUAUCAGAAGUGGACGGAUCUACGUCUAGAUGUCCUAGAAAAGGAAAAUCGCGAGGAACGCAAGGACUCCGAUCUUGGGUCGGAUCGACGUGCACUUCAGGACUUCUUAGACAAACUACCACGCGUCCUUCGAGACCACGUUUCUUCUCAGCAAGUGUCGUGCGAGCAAGUUGAUCCACCACUAUACACAGUAGAAGAACUACGAAUAAAUCCACUACUGGAUAGAAGUGCGGUCAGCGCCUGCCGUCGUUACAUCGCGAACAAUGGCAUCAAAGUUAAUCGGAAGAUUGCGAAUUCAAGAAAGGAUCCAGUUGCCUCGAUUUUAACUCAUGACGCAGACCCAGUAGCUGCAAGUCCGCAGGCACAACUUUGGUGCUACAGGUGUAACGGAGCGGGGCAUCUUCAAUCGAAUUGUCCGAAUCAAGUAGUAGGGAAAGAGGACGCCGACUCCAUCAUUCACAACGGAAUGUCAUGCAACUUCUGGCUUGGGGAAUUACAGUGCUACUGCAAUGGUCGUGGCCAUCUGGCGAAGCAUCAUGCUGAAUUGAAGAAGAAACAAGGAGGACAAAGUACAACGAAAGGAAAAGGAAAAUCCAAAGGUUUCUCAUCAUCAAAAGGGAACAAAGGCAAGAAAGGCUCUUUUGGAACGAAAGGCAAGAAAGGUAGUGGUGGUGCCAGUUACGUCAACAACAAAGGAAAGGGUAGAAAAGGUCAACAAGUUGCAGCGAUCACAGCAUCUGAAGCAGCACAAAACUAUGACGGACAGGACGGCGAGGAGCAUGAUUCUGGCUGGUGGGAACCGUCUUGGCUGGAAGAUGACGUAAACUACUUUGCUGCGAUCCAGGCAUACGACGAAUGGGGAAACGCUGUCUACGACAGUGGCUACGAUGGAAGUGCGGCGUAUGAUCUCACCAAUUGGGGGCACGAGUCGUGGAAUGAUCAUUCCUGGAUGCAAUACCAGGACCAACAUCAGAAUCCGACGGCAGCAAUUUCCGUACCACAGAACGACUCUACUACAUCUUCUCAACAGACGCCGACCCCCGAAGCAACUUCUGGUCAGAAUCAAACAUCAGGAAAUACAGCUGGCGCACUGCAGCAACCUUCGGCGCAUGUCCUUGCGGCUAUUACUGGCCCGUCAGAUGAAGAUAUCCUCCAACAAUUUUAUAAUGGAGUCAACGAAGUAGGAGCAAUAGUAGACCAAAGUGAUGACCAGGAAUCAUCUGAUGAGGAUAUUCUCAAGCAGUUCUUAGAUGACAAUCACCCGGAUCAACCAUUGGGAAUUGCGGCGGUCCCGGACGCUAUGGUUGAAGACCUUCAAUUUGCGCGAUACGAUAAGGAACGCAUUGAUCAUGAACUCUUCAGUCAGGAACAGCAACAAAUUCAACCCACCUUGUGCGUUGGACGAUUUUCGAACUUGAUCUGCAAGAUGGACUCGUUUUGCCCACCGGGCGUUGUCGCAGCGAGUCCACAAGCCGAACUAGAUCCGCAAGGUGAGGAUUACACCUUUGUUCCGCAUGCUACGUACAGAGCGGAUUAUCGAGUCUGCGGGAUUAAAAUCCCUGGACAUCCAGACCCAGGAUCCGCGAAGAAUCUCAUCAAGUCUUCAUUUUGUGAAGCAAUCAGAGCUAAGGACAAGUCGAAGAUCGAACACGAAUGGGGAGUUGAUGUGCCAUUAAUGUCUUUUGCCAAGGAUGCCAAGAAAGUGGAGAAAGCAAUUAUCCUGAAUUUCGACGCGGUUGCGGAUUGCGGUCGUUUUAUCACUUUGCGAUUUGUUUUCCUCGUUUUUCCGUUGCUGUUUUGUCUGCUACUUAUUGGAUGGCCGUGCCUAGGUUCGAUACGCUGGAGUCCGUUUUAUCAGCCAGAUGAAGCACUAGGCUCUUGGAAGCACGGAGGAACAUACUAUGGCAUCCGUGAUCUCUACUGCUCCCACAACGACAACACCAAUCAUGAAGAUGAACUACCUUCGGAAUUCGAUUUACUACGCUGGGCGAAAGUGCACGAACGAGAGGAUAUUCCUAUUUCUGCCAUCUCCGAUCCUCAAUCAUACAGGAAGUUAGCCAAAGCAAAGUUCCAAGGUGAUUGGGCAGCACUAGAAGCAGCAAUCAAGAAGAAGGAUGAGGAAAGAGCCAAGGCACGCGAGGGACGCCUUGAUCAGAAUUCAGAAGAGUACAAACAACGUCUUAGAAGUCACAUCGACGCGAACUACACACACCUAUCGCCGCGUGUUAGAGCGCACCUCAACGACACCAUCUCACAAUUCUCUGACAUUUGCUGGCUACCUGGACAACCGCUGCGGCUCGUAGAUUUUCCACCACUAUCAGUAGAACUUGACGAGAAAAAAGUUCAGAGUACGAAAGGCUUGUUCGGUCCUGAAUAUGAUUUGGAUUCCUGGGACAAGAAAAUCUUGGAGGCGCAUAUUCGGUGGUUCAAGGAGGAUGGUCAGUUGUACGAACGUAAUGCUAGAAGUAGGUUUCGUGCUGCUGCGUUCGUUCAUCAUUCAGAACCAAAAGGCAUCUUGGCAAGACCCAUCUUCUCAUACGUCAAGGCCAACAGUGUAGUAGUGAAAAGACAGUGGUCACAGGCAAAUACGGAACACAUGCUCCGUGAAGCGGCACAGGCAUUAGUGCACUCGAUGAUGGAUUUUCCGUCUGGAUUUCACUUGAUGGAAUUGGAUGACACGGCGCAAGAGGUUCAUACUAUUGGGUUUAAUCGCCAAUUGUUGUCCCCUACGGUUGCUGGAUUCGGAGCAGCAACGUUUCCAUGGGAAUUUCAGCAACGAGUGGACGUCACACUACGGGAGGAUCAAAAGUCGAAAGCUUAUCUUGACGAUGUUCACACAGGUACAGGACAAGCACCAGCUCACGCCAUCACUGAGGACUACAUCACGGACGAGAUGCGCAUCGAACACAUCAACCACUUGAAGAAUGUGACACUUCCUGCACUACGUGCCAAGAAUUGGCUUAUUAGUUUGCCGAAGUGUCAGUUUGUUGCGAACAAAGCUCCACUGUUGGGCUAUGAGGUAGGACUCGGCGGCUGGAAUGUUACUAACAGGAAGAAGGAUCUCAUCAACAACUUGCGGGAACCUCAGACCAUUGCGGACGUAGUGUCCUAUCGUUGCCUAGUCAAUUGGUUGGGGAAACGCAUUGCGUUUUUUGCUCCGUUGUCGUUCCAUUUGAAUAAGUAUUCGCGUAAAGGAGCUAAAUUCGAGGAUUUUGUCGGAGAUGAAAAGGCACAAGGGGCGAUCAAGUGGACAAGGAAACUGCUUUCAACCAUUAGUUUCCAACCUCCCACCGGUGAGGGCGAGCUAGCAAACUACGUCGAUGCAUCAGACUACGGAUGGGGAUACGUACUAGUAGAAGAGUACCCUGGAACUAGUAAAGAUGCGCGGAUUUGUGACGUUGGGCAUGGCACCUUUAGCGACUCUGAAUUGUACUGGACGGUUACGGAGAAGGAGAGUUAUGCAGCGAAGCAAGCUAUCGAGGGUACUCGAGUCUUGGUUAAUGGUAGAAGAUGCAGACUUCUUACUGAUCAUCAAGCAAAUACCUUCCUGCUUGAUUUGAAAAACCGUAGAGUGUUACGCAAGCACAUCUCUUGGGCCAUCCACUGUGAUGAAAUCGGACCAAACUACGAACGCUGCUACAUCGAAGGGGAUAACAAUGGAGGCGCGGACUUUAUGUCGCGGUAUCCUGCUGUGGGACGAGAUGACUCACCUAACAUCCUGCACUCUCUAUCUCCGGUUCGACGAGCAAUGCUACGCUUCUUUGGGUUUAAACUAACCGAUGCGGAGGCGGAUGAAUUAGCUCGACUCAUCCCGAAGCGUGAUGAUAAAACAGCGAAAAGAGGUGUUUACGCUAGGAAGCGGGAGGAUAGCUCUGUUGUUACAGUACCAGAAGCGGUUGCAGCAGUCAACGAAACUAGUACAUUGACCACGGCUAGGUAUGAACAACUUCUGGUUCAGGAUACGUUUGAAGUACUACUGGAACAACAACGCUGCGGUUUUGUUAGUUGUGCGCGAGCUGAUGAUGUUUUUCCACCGGUUCAUGACGUUUCUGUUGGUUUUGAGAGGGAGGUGGUUGCACCGGUGAAGAGUGCCAAAUCUCAUAGAAUUUCAGCGCAGGAUAAACUCCCGAAGAAGUCGAAAAAGGCGACGCGUGCCUACUUGUACUUCAAAAAUGAUGGUAGUAAUACUACUACUUACCAUGUCAAGUACACACAGGAAGUAGUGUCUGCAAAUGGUCAUCCAAGACAGAAUGCUUACUUCUCAGGACAAGCGUUGGGAGGAUUACGAGCACUAUUUUACGCAGGACAAGCACUUAAGCGUGUGCGUUCAUUUGAGGAGGAAAGGAACAAUUUUGACAAGUUGUUGCGGGAGGAAAGACGGCGCUGUGUGAAUUUUCUCUGGUAUGAUGACGAUUACGAGCAAUUAGACGCAGAGUUUUUCACCAUGCUGGACGCGCUGGAUAGUAAUGAACAGGAUACUGAUACUUCUGCAAAUAGGAAGGUACGAACGAAGAACGCCACCUCGUCGAAGAAAGUUUCGUUUGCGGAUGAGAAGAAACAAACUUCUUCUUCUUCUUCAUCACCAACUACUCCUGUUGCUUUUGGUUCUGCUUGUUUGCCGUCGGCGAUGAAUACUACUAACACAACGAGCACGACUAGUCAACCCGGCCUUUGUGGUGAUACGGACGGGGAGCAAGCGGGUAAAAAGUCUUUAGUGUGGUCAGGUAAGCCUAAGGUACCUACGGAGACGGUUGAUACUACUACUUUACCACUCCAUCAGCAGACAUGGUUCCAACGACAAACAUCAGCUGCCUUAGAACAGGUGCAGGAGUUGUUCCAUGUCAAUUUGGAAAUACUUCGGGAAGAGCAGGAGAAGUACCUGUUGAACGCUACGGUGCUUGAGAAGUCGCAACACAUCAAAGAUGAACAGACAGGACUACAUUUUCGGAGAACCUUUGAUGAGCGCAGGGUUGAGUUUAGGUACCUUUUGUCGGUCCCUCCUACUAGCAGCCAACUCUCACCAUUGCUGCAUGCCGCUCAUCAGGACAUCACGCUAGGUCAACAUCGUGGAUCGGAUGCAACCUAUGAUCUAGUUCGUAACGUCGUCUUUGUGCGUGGACUCUCGAAGCUAGUACGGAAAUUCGUCAAGAAGUGUCAGGUGUGCAAGCAAGGCAAGAUUGGUAUUAACCCGGAGCCGGCAGGGACGUAUCGUACCGUCCCGGAUCUUUUUCAGGAUAUCCAGAUUGACUUUGUGGGACCAAUAGCACCAGAAUCAGAUGGGUUCAAGUAUAUCUUGACCAUGAGCUGUUCACACUCGGGGUUUUGCUGGUUUCGCUCUACGUCUGAUGCUACGGCGGAAACAGCUGCGAAAGGUCUACUUGAAGAUGUCAUCUUUGCAGUUGGCAGGCCGAAGGUGAUUCGUUCGGACAGAGGCACGCACUUUACAGCCGAAGUAACGCAGGCGUUAGCGAAAUUUACGAAUUCUACCUGGAGACUGGCAUCAGCGUAUAACCCCAGGACGCAGGGCAUCACGGAGCGCUCACAUCGCACCGCUUGGCAGACGAUUCGCAUCUACUUGGAGACGCUCUUCUUAGAUCAUGGACGUGCUCGUUUUACUAGAUGGUCCUCUCUCAUCAAACCGGCCCAAUGGGCCAUACGAGCAUCGCCGAGACUUCAACUUGGGUUGAUUUCUCCUUUUGAAUACGUCACGGGUAGGAGACCAGUGGAUUUUUCAGUAGCAGCAGGCGAAGCGCAAACAUCAGUAGAGAAGAUGAUGCUGGACAGACUCAAGAGGAUGUAUAACGUCUAUAGUCGCGUUCGUGACGAGAUGGCUGAGAAAGCGGAACAGGAAUCGAAACCAGUCGUGCGGUGGUCACCUAAUACGCGUUGUCUCAUCAAGUUAGCACCUAAUGAGCAAUUGAGAGACGUCCAUCAUAACCUCCAACUACCAUACGAGGCUGGAAAGGUCCUCGAGGACUAUGGCGAUGCUGCGCUGGUCGAGUUUGACAAAACGAAGGAGACGAAAAAGAUCAAUAAGAGAAGGUUAAUUAAAUCAAGUGAUCUCUUGGAUUGAAAGAUAAAAUCAUCGGGAUCUAGAUCGUUUUGUAAGUUAAAAUACAUUUGAUCAAAUAUUGUCCGAAAAGGUGAAGUUCAUCCUUGAAUUUUAACUGAAGGAUCGGAGGCAAAGAAUUGAAAUGUCUUGCUCCUUUAAUGAGGUGUUUGGUGAUAAAAGGUUAUUGUUCCUUCUUGUUGCAUCUGCACUCUAUGCCUCAUAUUUUCCGCAUCAACCCGAGACACACAUAGAAAGUUUGAAAUGGAGUAAGCUCGGAAAUCAUAGGUUCCUUUUCCAUUAUAAUUGAAAUUUUGAAAAACAUGGAAGAGCACUCGGUUUGGUGCCAGGAAAUGUGCGAUCAUGGUAUGGGAGGAUGAAUGAACAGCAGAAUUGCAUUGUUUUGAUUGUUUAUUAAUGGUAAAUGAUUGCUGAACAUGUCAAUUUCCAUACAUUGAGUAGAAAAGAGGUUGCAUUUUAAGAGUAAGGUUGUUAUCAGAUGUUUGUAGGUCAAAAAACAGUUUCAUAUCAUAUCUUAUAGACGCAGGUUGGGUCAACAAGAGGGUGGUCAAGUUGAUGACUGUUGUCGAUUUUCAGGUAAGAGGGGGUGGAAGAAAAGUGUUUUCAUAAAUUUUCCAUAGAUAAGGGGCCUUGUGUUAAACAUAACAACAUUUUGAAGUUCGAAGUUUGGGUUACAAGGAUCACAUACUACUAAAUUGGAGAGUUGCUGGGUUUGAAUCAAGUAAUACAUACUAAGGAACUACUUCAGGGAAAUAGGUACUAGGUGUUGGUUUGUGUAACUAUUAGAUAAAAUUCAGAUGUUGUUUAAACGAGGAGCACAAUAUGCCGGCUACAUAUAAUCCCUCAGGGAAAACGUUCGAUGUUCUUUCCAUUAAGGUGAAGAAUCAAGUGUUUAUCGAAUAUCUAGGUAAACGAGGUGGAUUUUCGGUGCUCCCUAACACCCGGGGCCAGCCUAAGUAUUAUCUUAAGAAUAGUCGUAUAUACUACAAGUAUCUGGAAAACAGCUUCGUCCUCGUGCGGUGUGAUUCUCUCAUGUAUGAUUUGGCUCAGUAUUUAAUGAGUGAGAAAGUGCUGCCUCUCCAAAGAGUGACGGUGAAUCUUAGGGAUAGAGCAACGUCACGACGUCACGGUAAUAUUAUUUUGAAUCGUGUUCAUCUUGGUAACAUUUCCAUGAGACAGUGGUAUUUCUAUUUCUUCGAUCGCUGAGGCUAGUUGCGAGCGGUGAUCACUUCGUUGAAUUCUAGGUGUUAGGACUGAUUAGGUUUAGGACUAUUUGCAGUAUAUCAUGGAGUUGCCUAAGCUCUAUAUAGACCAGCCAUUCGAACUAAGGGACGUUAUUCUCGAUAACGAGGAUUUUCAGUGUUUUGUGGAACACAUAGGUGGGCGUGUAGUUGAUCGACGUGACGGUUGUCCUGGUACUGGUUUGUGGUAUUCUGGUGAAUUCUUUGAAGUUCGUUGCUCUGAAGUGAAGGAGGAUAAGAAAAACAUUUUUUGGCACCACGAACAACAAAUUUUUUUCAAGCCGGCUAAACUUUUCAUGACAACUAAGUUGUUUCACUAUCUCGAGGAAGUACUGAAAAAGGACACGGUGUUAGUUAAUAUUCGGAUCUCCUCGCUUGAGUUUGAUAGAGUCCUCAUAGCUGCCUCAGACGUGGAUCGAAUAGUCUUUGUAGGUAAGGUAGGUAGUUGAAGAUUUUCUGCCAGUUCCGAAGAUGGGGUCGCCGAAGACGGAUUUGUUCGAAGUCAUGGUUUUCCUAAUGAACAAGGAAAGCAUUGACAUCCUACGAAAGGAUAAGAGGAUUAAGGAAGUAGGUAAGACUAUUGUUGUUAAUCGUCAACGACAGAAGUGUCUCACCGUCAAAGGGGAUAAGCUUCCUCUGAUAGCGAACCUUGGAGACCCACCGGUCUGUAUAGGCUUUGAACCUAGAAAGCAGGUGCUGGAACUCAUCGAACUCAUUCAUACAUAUUUUGGGAUGGACAAAUUUAUGUUGGAAAUCCGAUAUCUAGGGGCCGAGCAGGAUGGUAUGAAUCAGCAACAGAGGGUCUGGAUUGAUUAUGAGGACAGACAUAACAUAGUUCUACCAUAGGUCAGACUAGUAUCUUUUCAAGUUUCGCUUAAGCAUAGGUUAUCGAGUUUUGGAAAGGCUAGGAAGACAUAUAUAUUUUGUUGUUUGAGUUGUCAAGUCACGAGUUCUAAGAGUAGUUCUGCAGGCAUACAAAAUGAAUCACAUGGACGUUGUGUUUUUUUACCCAAGGUCGCCUACAGGCUUCUUUAGUUGGCGGACAACUGGAGGUAGGCAUAAAAGCAGGGGAGGAAGUUUUGAUUGUCAAGCAACAGGUGGGCGCUUAUAGGUAAGCAGGAAUUUUUGCAUCAUAGAUAAUUAAUUGAUGAACAUUUGGAUAUUAAGUUAAGUCAGGAUUUAGAGUUUGUGUCGCAUGUUGCUGUUUUCUUUGCAUGUGAGAAGAAAUUACUAAUCAUCACCGAAUUUGAAACUUUUAGUUGCCCCACUGUGAUUUAGACGACUUUUUACUCCUCGCCUAUUCUUAUCAAGGAUGACAUUAAAAUUUCGAUUGUCAUUUUCCAACCUCUCACUCUGUUGUUAUUUAGUCCUUUUCUCUCUUGACUUAUAUCUUUCAGAGUAAUUCCUAAGAUCUUAUCCUCCUGUGCUGUCGUUAAGGGAGGAUGUGAUGAUAUCAUCAGAUGAAGGUAAUGCGGUUAUCACUCGAUUAACGUUCAGGUUUUGUGUCAGCCGUAUUUAGUAGAUAAGGAGGUUAACGACAUGUCACAGGGAGGAUGGUUGUUGUAAGGCACAACGAGUAAGUAGUAUGUGACAGUCGUUUCCUCGUAGAGAGUAUUCAAAACCGGCUGACACGAGAGAACAAAUUGAGCCAAUCCUCAUGCAAACCGCAUUCCACUGAAACGGAUGGACGAUUGUCCAGAUUUCAUCCAUCUAUCUCUUCCCAACGAACGUUUAGGUUUUGGUUUAAGAAUCUAGGAUUCAGAGUAUAGGAGAUAAGAUUGAGCUAGAGCUCAUUUCAAACGCAAGUGCGUUGAUUAGUAUUAGCUAAGUGUUCACGCCGGAGGAGGGUAACACUGAGAGACUGAAGUCGAGAGACUAGACAUCUGUUAGCAUAGAGCUAGAGCUCUAAGAAUCUAUUCAGUUCUACCGAAGGACAUCAAGGACAAUUUCACUGCGUACAACAAGAAAAAUACAACAGGUGGAAGAAGAUAUUAAGUCCUUCAAGGAUGAACGAUGAGUAUGAGUUUGAUCAUGUUUGUCAGAAACUCCUCAGAAUGAACUCCAUAUCCUCCCCCAUUCUUCAGGCUGCGAACGGUGCUGCGAGCUAUGACAGCACGGACGGCGCCACUUCGAGGAUAGCUAUUGUACCAAUUAAAUGGGAAGAUAACGCACCCGGGGCCAACUGGGAGUUCCCCUUUCUGCAAGUAAACAGCAGAAAAAGUAGUAGUAGCAAGGUGGCAGUACUAAAAACUGUUCAGUUCGUGCAAAUCCCAGAAGGAAAACUCUCUGCUUUGCUGCCUUGGCGCAGUUACUAUCGCGUCGCCUUCGACGGGAUGUCGAAGGUAGGUGCGCCUUGGCAUGGUGACUGGCCUUUACAGGCCAAAUUUUUGGUUGACGCCAAGCUUUUCGCUGCGAUAUGCCAGCAUGAGUACGACGCCUCGGUGUCUCUGGAAUCGGAUAAGACGAAUGAGCGCAUCAAGGGCGUAGGUCUAGGUGGUCAGGACGAUCGUUAUGGUAGAACAGCGCAUUGUUCGCUAUAACAAACUCAGGCGAGAGUCAUUCUGCUGGCGUCGGUACUUUCUGAGUCCUCGAGUCUUGGGGGCUGCGCAUCCUACACGAAGCGCGCGCUUUCAUAGCGCGUGGAGUCGAAUCAUUCUCAAAGCGCUAUCGAAUCUGAAUCGUUAUCUUCUUCGCAGACGUUUCAUAAUCGAUUCGCAUUCCCACUUCGUUUCGAGUCUUUUCUUUUUCUCCUUCCCUUCCCUCCUCUCUCUCUUCUAUUGAUUCGGGAGCUCUCCACACUCGCCUACAGGCGGCAUCAAUUUUCUUUGCUUCGCGCUCAGAUUCAUGCGUCACACUCAGACUUCUGUAUCCUUCAUCUUCGCGCGAUCUGAUGCCGCUAGUAGGCUAGUCUGGAAGGCUGACCUACCAGCGAGAUAGCUCUCGCCUCGGUGGCCGCGCCUGUGGUCUCGCUCUCAAUAUGCCACAGUUCUGGUGGAAUGCGGUCAUCGAAGACAAAACGAAGCUCGAAGAGCUGUUCGGCCAGGCCGAUGCUUUUCAAACGCAGAUUCGGGAUGGCGACAAGAGUGUCAGCAUCGAAUCGAUCACACCGUGCAACGGCGACUACAAGGGGAGGGAGGAGCCGUGUAGAUUAGUCGAUCGCAAAAUUGGGGAAACGAUUGUAGCAGACAUGAGCAGCCGCCUGGGGUUGGACAAAAUGAUCAACAGCGAAACUCCCAAAACUCCCGAACCCCGUGGCUACAAAGUGGAAUGUGCCGCACAGCAGAAUGUCGGGUCCAGCAGCCGCGCGGUGUUUCGCAAGGUAUUCGUUGAGUUCUGGUUGAGGAAAUUGGCAUGAAGGCACGCAUAGGUAACCAGACUGAUUUUUCUUGAAGAACUCUACUACGUCAUCUACAUAAUGACCAACACGGUCGACCUUGUACACGCCUACAAUUUUGCGAUGCGUAAGCGUAGGUGUGGAGGAUGAAUUGUUGACACUACGGAUUCUGAGGAUUACAGCACCAACAAACAUGAAUAUUUUUGUGCCUUGUACCAUUUUAAGCCGAUGUAUGACGAAAAACAAGAAAAAGAUGGGGAUGCUGACAUUAUCACGAUUCUUUAGACUUCUACACCCAGACGCUGGAUGCCAAAAGUAAUCGCACAUGUCUAUCUUCUUGUCCUCGGCGGUAGCUGAU
Messenger RNA from Amoebophrya sp. A25, 16106 nucleotides. The record is from the annotation of a GenBank genome assembly. Lineage: Eukaryota; Dinophyceae; Syndiniales; Amoebophryaceae.